GGCUCGCCCACUCUCUGUCUCUCUCUCUCUUCCCUGUUCUUUCUCUCACUCAAAACUCUCUCUCCUCACCUGAAAAUCCUCAACAUACUCUGGUGCUAAGUGGUCGUGGCAUCUCGCUUAGCGAGAUCCUCCUCCGGUUUCCACUCCUCUGCUCCCCCCCACAAGUCGCCUCAGUCCGCUGCUGAGCUGCCAAGAGCAGGGGUGGACAUUGGUGGAGCUCAACUCAGCACCACCCCGGGCUCGAUCGGCUCCGGCUGCUGCAAGAUUCGGCCAGGUUCGAUGUAUCGGGUGAAGAGCGAGAGCGACUGCGAGAUGAUCCUGCAGGACCAGAUGGACUCGCCGGUAGCCGACGACGGCAGCAGCGGCGGGGGGUCGCCUCACAGGGGCGGCGGGCCACCCCUGAAGAAAGGGCCGUGGACGUCGGCGGAGGAUGCCAUCCUGGUAGACUACGUCAAGAAGCACGGCGAGGGGAACUGGAACGCGGUGCAGAAGAACACCGGGUUGUUCCGGUGCGGCAAGAGCUGCCGCCUCCGGUGGGCGAAUCACCUGAGGCCCAACCUUAAGAAGGGGGCCUUCACCCCCGAGGAGGAGCGGCUCAUCAUCCAGCUCCAUGCCAAGAUGGGGAACAAGUGGGCAAGGAUGGCUGCUAAUUUGCCAGGGCGUACUGACAAUGAAAUUAAGAACUACUGGAACACUCGAAUAAAGAGAUGCCAGCGAGCUGGCGUUCCUAUCUACCCUGCUAGUGUAUGCAAUCAAUCUUCAACUGAAGAUCAGCAAGUCUCCAGUGAUUUUAACUGUGGCGAGAAUCUGUCCAAUGAUCUUCUGAAUGGGAACGGUCUUUAUCUACCAGAUUUUACCAGUGACAAUUUCAUUGCUAUUCCAGAGGCUUUAUCUUAUGCUCCACAGCUUUCAGCUGUUUCGAUAAGCAAUUUGCUCGGCCAGAGCUUUGCAUCAAAAAGUUUUAGCUUCAUGGAUCAGGUAGACCAAGCAGGGAUGCUGAAACAAUCUGGCAGUGUGCUUCCUGCAUUGAGCGAUACCAUCGAUGGUGUGCUUUCCUCAGUGGAUCAAUUUUCAAAUGACUCUGAGAAGCUCAAGCGGGCUUUAGGUUUUGAUUAUGUCAAUGAAGCCAAUGCUUGCAGCAAGAUUAUUGCACCUUAUGGGGUUGCACUUACUGGCAGCCAUGCCUUUUUAAAUGGCAACUUCUCUGCUUCUAGGUCCACAAAUGGUCCUUUGAAGAUGGAGCUCCCUUCACUCCAAGAUACUGAAUCUGAUCCAAAUAGCUGGCUCAAGUAUACUGUGGUUCCUGCAAUGCAGCCUACUGAGUUAGUUGAUCCUUACCUGCACUCUCCAACAACGACCCCAUCAGUGAAAUCUGAGUGUGCGUCGCCGAGGAACAGUGGUCUUCUGGAAGAGCUGCUUCAUGAAGCUCAGACACGACGAUCUGGGAAGAACGAGCAAGUGUCUGUCAGAAGUUCAAGUUCUUCUGCUGGUACACCAUGUGAGCCUACUACGGUGAUUAGCCCAGAGUUUGAUCUCUGCCAGGAAUAUUGGGAAGAACAUCCCAGUUCUUUCCUCAAUUUAUACGCUCCUUUCAGUGGAAAUUCAUUCACCGAAUCCGCUCCUGUUAGUGCCGCAUCACCUGAAAUCUUUCAACUCUCCAAAAUUUCUCCUGCACAAAGCCCUUCAGUGGUUUCUGGCGAGCAGGCGGUAGAGCCUAAAUGCGAGUCGGGAGGUUCACCUCGUCCUGAAAACUUCAGGCCAGAUGCACUGUUCUCUGGGAAUACAGCUGAUCCGUCCGUUUUCAACAAUGCCAUAGCAAUGCUCCUGGGCAACGACAUGAAUGCUGAGUGUGAACCUGUUCUCGGUGAUGGAGUUGUGUUCAAUUCUUCCUCAUGGAGCAACAUGCCACAUGCUUGUGAAAUGUCCGAAUUCAAAUGAAUCCCUUCUCGCUCCUUGUGACGCUGAAGGAGACUCUCGCCCGUCGUCCUUGCUGAUUGUUUUGAUGAUAGUGUCAGGGAAGGCCUCAUUGAUUGUGAUGCUGCAUUACUGGCAGGUCCUUGAGGGCAUGCCGCAGCUACCUGAUGUGUGCUCUUCAUGCGACAAGUCCUUGUGUCCAAUAAAGCGCAUGAAGAUAAACCGGCCGGUUAUUUGAUUUUGUCGAUUUCUGUUAGAGAACGUUUUUGUCAUCUAUGUGGCCAGGAUAUUUUGUUGGAAAUGCGUCAUGCUUUUUGUUUGAACAAUGUAAGAUCAAUUAUUGCGUUUGGGGUGUACUAUUUCACUCUCUUAACA
This is a messenger RNA of Phragmites australis (common reed), 2289 nucleotides long. RefSeq names its product transcription factor GAMYB-like. The record is from RefSeq and is a predicted model, not a curated record. The coding region runs from base 280 to 1938 and encodes 552 amino acids. Lineage: Eukaryota; Viridiplantae; Streptophyta; Magnoliopsida; Poales; Poaceae. The transcript has 4 exons. Gene Ontology annotation, biological process: regulation of DNA-templated transcription.